Messenger RNA from Annulohypoxylon truncatum, 383 nucleotides. RefSeq lists its product as uncharacterized. The transcript has a single exon. The record is from RefSeq and is a predicted model, not a curated record. The coding region runs from base 134 to 334 and encodes 66 amino acids. Lineage: Eukaryota; Fungi; Ascomycota; Sordariomycetes; Xylariales; Hypoxylaceae.
CACGAUUAUUUCCAUCUUUGGGUUCGGAGCCACAAGCACCCCGUGUGUCACUGCCAACCUUACCCGCAUCCGGCAUCACUGACACACGUACAUAGCACGGAUACAUACACAUGUCCUACGCAGAGCCUCUUUAAUGUGGUAUUAUUUGAGUGGCGUGAAUGCUAUGAUUAUUAGUGUCAAGCUUUCUCUCUCGAUGACAGCUGUCGUGACCCGUCUCAAGUCUCACGAAUCAAAACGAUAUCUAGUUCGCUUGAAUUAUCGUGUUAUGACAUUCUUUAUAAUGGUCUUGUUACAGGUCGGUUAUGUUCGACGAUUUAAACCUUUGGUCGCCUAAUACUUACCUUAGGAAUUGAAAAAGCAAUGAUAUCACCUUAGCCCCUGAC